GUAGCUAAGGGGUUUAGCGACCCCAAAGCCGCAGCAAAAGAGAGGUUUUUGCCGUUCUACCCUUCCCGUGGCGACGCGCACGACCUCCGCGAGAGACAAGGGGGAAAAAUGGCAUCUUUGGCCCGCUCCGCCGCCGCAGUCGCGAGGUCGGCGCUCCGCCCGGCGCCCCUCGCCGGCCGCGUCCUCGGUGCGCCGCUCCCUCCGCUGGCGUCGCCUUCCCCAGCCCGGGCCGCCCGGAUCCUCCGCAGGUCCGCUGCGGCGGCAUCGGCGGGGCUGGAGACGCUCAUGCCGCUGCACAGCGCGGUGGCGGCGGCGCGGCUCAGGUCCUGCAUCGCCGUCGAUUCGUCCUGCUGGAGCUCGCUCUCUCAAGGUUUAAACAAGCGCAUCUGAUCAUGGCUAGGAGCUGAGCAGCUGAGAAGAUAUGCUUUGCCCUUGUGACAGAGCUGCACCUGAAGAAACCAAUGAACAUUAGGGAUUACAGAAACUGGGCUGUAAUAACGGGAUGCUUGUAAACCAAUCUCGCAUUUGAAGCUCAUUAUUUUGUAAUGUGAAUCAUCCAGUUUUUGGAACAAACAUUUGUUGAUGUUA
Molecule: messenger RNA, 588 nt
Organism: Phragmites australis (common reed)
Lineage: Eukaryota; Viridiplantae; Streptophyta; Magnoliopsida; Poales; Poaceae
Product: protein NONRESPONDING TO OXYLIPINS 2, mitochondrial-like
Exons: 4
Coding region: 109-390 (93 amino acids)
Source: RefSeq, a predicted model, not a curated record